AUGAAUGCCAAUCCCAUCAGCAUGUCCAUCCGCACAGCCAUGUCUCUUGGCCGACUAAACCCCGCCGCGCCCUCGCUCGCCGGCGCUCUUCGUCCUCUCCACCAGACCACUUCUAAACAGCUCACACGCCUCAGCUCCACGACAGCUCGUCCGGCUGCCGCAACACUGAACCUGGACUCCCGGCCACACGCCAAGGCCGCGUCUCCAUCAUCAAUUACCCUGCGCGCAAACUCGACCACAGCACCUGCCAACAACGAAGUCAAGCUCGACUGGGACUCCUUCUUUAAGCUCCGCGCCUCCCGCCGUCGAUACUCCCUCGUCUCCUCAGUUGCCAGCUCCGCUAUCAGCACCACAGCCGGUGUGCAGGUUCUGUCCGGACAGGACCUUGAACAUCUCGGCGCCACGGUUAUGGGCCUCGACCCAUUUGUUGUCCUGGGAUUGGCCACCGCUGCAUGCGGUGCCGUCGGAUGGCUUCUUGGACCGGCUCUUGGAAAUGGUAUUUGGGGACUUGUGUACAGGAAGUACAAGCCGUCCGUCAACACGAAAGAGAAGGAGUUCUUUGAUCGCAUUCGUCGGUUCCGUGUCGAUCCCUCAACCAACUCGAUCUCUAACCCCGUCCCCGAUUACUACGGCGAGAAGAUUGGCAGCGUGGCGGGCUACCGAAGCUGGUUGAAAGACCAGAGGGCUUACAACCGCAAGCGCCGCAACUUCAUUGCCUAA
Messenger RNA from Penicillium verrucosum, 720 nucleotides. Its product is annotated as presequence translocated-associated motor subunit PAM17. Lineage: Eukaryota; Fungi; Ascomycota; Eurotiomycetes; Eurotiales; Aspergillaceae. The coding region runs from base 1 to 720 and encodes 239 amino acids. The transcript is spliced from 2 exons. Gene Ontology annotation, biological process: protein import into mitochondrial matrix. Gene Ontology annotation, cellular component: PAM complex, Tim23 associated import motor. The record is from RefSeq and is a predicted model, not a curated record.